AUGGCGAGCGUGGGCCCCCCAAACAGCGGCGUUGUGAAUCCAAGGCAUCGAUUUCUGGCUCGGCGGCAUCCGUGGGUGGCUGCGGGAGGGCGAUCGGGGCGGAAUUGGCGGGGGCGGAAGGCCGGGGGACGAUGCUGCGGGCCGUCGAGGGCGGUGGGCUCCGGUCACGCGCACCCGUUCGACAGCGAGCCGCUCAUCAAGCGUUUUCCAAGCGUGGAGGGACUGCCGCUUUCCCUUUACACACCGUACGACGGGUUGCCUAUGGAUGGCGAGGUAGGUGGGCAUCCAGGGUUGUUGAUUGGCAGGAAUGGCACCUCCAAGGGGGAGGGGUGUUUUCAGCGCCCCUGGACGCUUUGUUGGUGUGCCCAACGAGGAGCGAGCCUGCCAAGCUCCCCUGAAACAUGUUUACAGGGCAUUGCCGUUGUUGUUCCUGUUGAUCAUGUAUCAUGA
This is a messenger RNA of Ostreobium quekettii, 450 nucleotides long. The record is from the annotation of a GenBank genome assembly. Lineage: Eukaryota; Viridiplantae; Chlorophyta; Ulvophyceae; Bryopsidales; Ostreobiaceae.